AUGUACUCUUGGUCGAUAGCGGCCGACCACGCGGCGGCCCAUGUGUCGCGAAGCGCCCAGGACUCAACAGCAGCAGCAUCGACGACGGCAACGGCAACGGCAACGACGACAACCGUGGUGGCACAGGCAGCCAACGAGACGACGGCAUCGACGGACGAGUUGCAGUGGUCAUCGGCCAAGUCGAUCCGUACGUCUGUCAUCACACUCGCUAGCUUCAACGUGCUUGCCGCCACCAUAACCAUCAUCUGCAUCGUGAGGGAUGCACGCGCCUUGGAUGAGCGCGGCUCCUUGUUCCGACUGAGAGGGAAGAGGUCACUCCCGCCACCAAGUCCAUGGAUGGUCUACCCUCUCAUCCUGUCCCUGGCCAUUGUCGCUCAGGGCAUCAUAUUCGCCGUGGAGCAGGCAAAAGGUCUCCAGGGCUUUGUGAUACAAGGGUGCAUCCCCGUUGCCCAAGCCAUGAUGCCUGCCCUGUUCAUCGUCCCCGUCGUCCAGCUCAUCCUGGGCUUCGAGACGGCCGUCGCCUCCUUGUUCCGCCGAGCCUUCCCUCCGAGAGCGAGGUGGGUUUACCCGACGUGCAUCGCCGUCUCGGUAGCGGGUCUCCUCGGCCUGUACGGAGCUACGCGUGCACUACCUCCCCCGGACAAGUGCUACGCCUCUCUAUUCUGGUUCGCCCAGCAGUGGCGGCCGGUGUGCUUCGGGCUGCUGGUGGGCAUCGCCUCGACCAUUUUUGUGUCGACAAUCAUCACCUUUGUCAAGCUGCGCCUCUCGACGACGAACGAAAGCCACCCCGGUGAGCGCCAGGCAGCGUCACACAUGGUGUACUACAUGUCUGUGGCCACCAUCUCCAACGCGCUCCUGAUCCCCUUCUUCUUCAACAUCACCUACGGCCAAGGCAGCGAGAUGUCAUCAAGCACCACGGAGCUUUCGACCGUGUCGUCCGUCGUGGCCAACCUCUCCGGUCUCAUGACGGGAGGCUUGUACCUGUACCUCCGGGGCGGGAACCAGACGAGCCGCGGCUCGACGUGGGACUACCUCUCCGAGGGAGAGAAGCAGGAGUUCGUCCUCCUGAAGCAGCAACAGAUGAUGUCGCCCAUCGGCCCCGCGCCGUCCACCCCGCCCAUCCCGCCCAUAUACCACGACGAGAAGCCACCGGUGGUCGACGGCGAAUACGAUGACGGGACCAGGAGCAGCGUCGUCGACAACCCCCAACCACCACCACCACCACGCCGAUCAUUUAUGUCGUGGCUCAUGCCGCCCCGCUCAAACAACAACAGCAGCAGCAGCAACGAGUUUGACGCCGACGACGAUGACAACAACAGCAACAACAACAACAACAAGAGCCUCCUCACGCUCCCGUCGACGACAUACUCGCCCAACUCUACGCCCGUCCCGCCUCGCACCCAGACGCCCGAGUCGAUGCUCAUGCCCCCUCCCCUGUUCCACGCAGGAUCGACAGGCCUGUCCCCCCACCAGCGUAACCUGUCUGCCGGAUCCCUCGAGACUGUACGGAUCGGCAUCCGGAUAUCCAACGUGAACGGGUCCACGACGGAGGAGAAUACGAUUGCCAACUCGGGCACCGGCAACAACAACAACAACAACAACAACAACAACAAGAACAAGACGGCCAGCAUCAUCAGCCGGACGCAGAGCCGAUUUCCCAACCUGUCGCAGUUUUUCCCACCCACCAUGCCCGUCAUGGAAGAUUCGGCUUCGACGGCCCCUGCUCCCGGCUCGACUCCUUCUUCGAUUCCUGCUGCUGCUGCUUCCGCUCCGGCCGACGACGGCAACGAGACACUCAGCCCCAGCACAUUCAAGGGGCAACUGCCGAGGAAUCCCAGCCCUCUACGAAAUAUGGGGAGGCAAUCAGUACAGAAGGAUGAAGAAUACAGCCCGCAUCAGACACCGACCAGGGCGAAAUUGGUGGUUGUCAGUCCAAACGGGACGGGUAGGACCAUGUCUUCGCAGGAUGGUCCGGGGGGUACAAGGGGUAGUCCUUUUGGACAGAAUUUUGGGAGUGGUAAGCCUGGAUGGAUUUGA
Messenger RNA from Geosmithia morbida, 2037 nucleotides. RefSeq lists its product as uncharacterized. The transcript has 4 exons. The coding region runs from base 1 to 2037 and encodes 678 amino acids. The record is from RefSeq and is a predicted model, not a curated record. NCBI's taxonomy places the organism in Eukaryota, Fungi, Ascomycota, Sordariomycetes, Hypocreales, Bionectriaceae.